This is a messenger RNA of Seriola dumerili (greater amberjack), 1461 nucleotides long. RefSeq names its product neuronal acetylcholine receptor subunit beta-2-like. The transcript is spliced from 6 exons. Gene Ontology annotation, biological process: nervous system process; regulation of membrane potential; chemical synaptic transmission. The coding region runs from base 157 to 1461 and encodes 434 amino acids. Gene Ontology annotation, cellular component: synapse; neuron projection; postsynaptic membrane. NCBI's taxonomy places the organism in Eukaryota, Metazoa, Chordata, Actinopteri, Carangiformes, Carangidae. Gene Ontology annotation, molecular function: acetylcholine-gated monoatomic cation-selective channel activity; transmembrane signaling receptor activity. The record is from RefSeq and is a predicted model, not a curated record.
GCAGAGAAUGCAGAGGAGCGUCUGGUGAACUACCUGUUGGGUCCAGAGCGCUACAAUAAACUGAUCAGACCAGCUGUCAAUAAGAGCCAGCAAGUCACCAUCUCCAUACAAGUGUCUCUGUCUCAGCUUAUCAGCGUAAAUGAGAGAGAGCAAAUAAUGACGACCAACUUAUGGCUGUUUCAGGAGUGGAAUGACUACAGGCUGAGAUGGGACCCAGAGAAGUAUGAAGGCAUCAAGAAACUACGGAUACCAUCCAAACACAUCUGGCUUCCUGAUAUAGUGCUCUACAAUAACGCUGAUGGUGUGUACGAAGUUUCCUUCUAUUGCAACGCCGUAGUCUCCAACACAGGGGACAUUUUUUGGCUCCCCCCAGCAAUCUACAAGUCGGCCUGCGCCAUCGAGGUGCAGAACUUCCCCUUUGACCAGCAGAACUGCACUCUCAAGUUCCGCUCCUGGACCUACGACCACACAGAGGUGGACCUGAUCCUCACCAGCGACUUCGCCAGUCGUGAUGACUUCACGCCUAGCGGAGAGUGGGACAUCGUGUCGCUCCCGGCACGCAAAAAUGAGGACCCCAACGACAUCACCUACCUGGAUAUCACCUACGAUUUUGUUAUCCAGAGGAAGCCGCUUUUUUAUACCAUUAACCUGAUCAUCCCGUGUGUGCUGAUCACAUCGCUGGCUAUCCUGGUUUUCUACCUGCCGUCGGACUGUGGGGAGAAGAUGACGCUGUGUAUAUCGGUGCUGCUGGCCCUCACUGUGUUCCUGCUGCUGAUAUCAAAGAUAGUGCCACCCACCUCUCUGGCAGUGCCACUCAUCGGUAAAUACCUGAUGUUCACCAUGGUGCUGGUCACUUUCUCCAUUGUAAGCACCGUCUGCGUCCUCAACGUGCACCAUCGCUCCCCGUCCACCCACCACAUGCCCGACUGGGUCAAACGUCUCUUCUUAGUCCGACUGCCCACGUUCCUCCUCAUGAGGCGCCCGGGCUCUUCCAACGUCCGCGAUAAACUCCGCCGGAAGUACGCCAACCGGGGUACCAUGGGGAAAACCAACUCCCAGAGCUGCACAGAGAGGAAGCAGUACUCUAACAUCAGGCUCGGCGGGAUCCGAACAGACAGCGACGCUAUCUACGUGAACGAGGACUUGGCCCACAAGUUUUGCUGGAAGGUGGGCGACAUCCCAGAUGGGGGUGGUGGAUUUUCGGACUUCCGGAGGCCUUUGGCUGCUCAAGGGGAUGCGGAGCUGGAGGAAGCAGUGGAUGGAGUGAGAUACAUCGCUGAACACAUGAAGACAGAAGACGAUGAUGAAGGGAUCAUAGAGGACUGGAAGUACGUGGCCAUGGUGAUAGACCGUCUGUUCCUGUGGAUCUUCAUCCUGGUGUGUGUGGUGGGAACACUGGGGCUCUUCAUGCAGCCGCUCUUCCAGAGCUAUAACACCCCCACUGCUGAUGACACUGAGUGA